Molecule: messenger RNA, 4918 nt
Organism: Rhincodon typus (whale shark)
Lineage: Eukaryota; Metazoa; Chordata; Chondrichthyes; Orectolobiformes; Rhincodontidae
Gene: rb1cc1
Product: RB1-inducible coiled-coil 1
Exons: 22
Coding region: 146-4918 (1590 amino acids)
Biological process (GO): positive regulation of protein phosphorylation; glycophagy; piecemeal microautophagy of the nucleus
Cellular component (GO): extrinsic component of membrane; Atg1/ULK1 kinase complex; phagophore assembly site membrane
Molecular function (GO): protein kinase binding; molecular adaptor activity
Source: RefSeq, a predicted model, not a curated record
GGUGACGUCACAGGCGCUUGUCCGCUGUUGACUUGAAACAAAAACAGGAGAGGGGAGUUGAAGCGUGAGGCUGCUUUCCGAGUGGCAGCCCUCAGGUGACAAAUGACUGAAGUUAAGUGAAACCGAAGAAGGUGGCAGUAACAAUAUGAAGUUAUAUGUAUUUCUGGUUAACACUGGAACUACCCUUACAUUUGACACAGAACUUGCUGUACAAACUGUUGCAGAUCUUAAGCAUGCCAUCCAAGCUAAAUAUAAGAUCGCGACUCAGCACCAAGUGUUGGUUGUCAAUGGAGGAGAGUGCAUGGUUGCUGACAGACGUGUUUGUAGCUACAGUGCUGGGACGGAUACAAAUCCCAUAUUUCUUUAUAACAAAGAGAUGAUUCUGUGUGACCGUGCACCAACUAUACCUAAGACAACAUUUUCUGCAGAAAAUGAGAUGGGGCUAAAGGUAGAGGAGUCCCUUAUGAUGCCAGCUGUAUUUCACACAGUAGCCUCGAGAACUCAACUUGCUGUGGAGAUGUAUGAAGUAGCAAAGAAGCUUUGUUCAUUCUGUGAAAGAUUGGUCCAUGAUGAACAUCUUCAGCAUCAAGGUUGGGCUGCCAUUAUGGCCAAUUUGGAGGACUGCACCCAUUCUUUUCAAAAGCUGUUGGCAAAGUUUGAAAACGCAUACAGCAAUUAUGAACAUUCUGUGGAAGAUAUUAAGCAAAAGCUUACAAACCUAGGUACUGCAGUCUCUGUAAUGGCCAAGAUACCACUAUUGGAGUGCCUAACCAGGCACAGUUACAGAGAAUGUCAGGAAAGACUGAAAUUACCAACACAGAAUGGAAGCACAGAAGAAGAAACUGAGGAUGUGAAGUCUACCAGUUCAGCAGUUUGUUCUGCUAAACCUACAGUUAGCAGAAAUUCGCCUUCUAGUUCUACAUCUUUCGGAUGUUCUGCACAGAAUAGUGUUAUCCAACAGGAAGGAAAAUACACUGAGACCAUUGAGGACAGAACACUGAAAACAGUAGCAGAAGAUGAAUUCAAAGUAGAUGACCAAGCUUUUUUCAAUGUUUCCUUAUUGGAUUGGGUUAAUGUACAAGAUAGACCAAAUGAUGUGGAAUCACUGGUCAGGAAAUGCUUUGAUUCAAUGAACCGACUUGAUCCAGAAAUUCUUCAGCCAUUUUUGGCAGAGUGUCAUGAAACAAUUGCCAAACUUGAUAAUCAGAAUAUGAAGGCAAUUAAGGGACUUGAGGACAGACUAUAUGCCCUGGAUCAAAUGAUAGCCAGCUGUAACAGACUGGUGAAUGAACAAAAAGAAUUAGCUCAGGGAUUUUUAGCAAAUCAGCAGAGGGCUGAAAACCUGAAAGACCCAUCUGUUCUUCCUGAUUUAUGUCUGAGUCAUGCAAAUCAGUUAAUGAUUAUGUUAACAAACCACAAGAAACUGCUGGAUAUUAAACAGAAAUGCACCACUGCUAAGCAGGAACUUGCAAAUAACUUACAAGUCAGAUUGAAGUGGUGCUGUUAUGUGAUGCUUCAUGCGGAUCAGAAUGGUGAAAAACUCCAGGCUUUGCUAAGGCUUCUGACAGAACUGCAGGAGAGAAUACGAAUUGUUGAGGCGCUUAGCACUGUUCCUCAAAUGUACUGCCUUGCUGUUGUUGAGGUAGUAAGGCGGAAAAUGUUCACUAAACAUUAUAGAGAGUGGGCCAGUGCUCUCGUAAAAGAAGGAAAACAAUUCUAUGAAGCAGAGAGGGUGAAAAGGGAAUCCUUUGGCAAACUGUUCCGAAGAUCGUUUCUUAGAAAUCGCUUGUUUAAGGGGCUCGACUCAUGGCCACCAUCGUCCUUUUGUACGUAUAAGCCCCGAAAGUUUGACUUUGAGCUUCCUGAUGUAUCCUUAACUGACUUACAAUUUCUGCAGUCUUGCUGCCCUUCAGAAGUUCAGCCUUUCCUCAGGAUUCCUACACUGUGUGACUUUGAACCAUUGCACCAGCAUCUUCAAAUCCUGUGUAAUUUAGUCAAAGCUGCUCAGAGUUGGGAUGAAAUGUCCCAAACCAUCACAGACUUGUUGACUGAGCAAAAGGUGUCCCUGGAUCAACCUUCGAUAACGACACCAACAAAACACAGGUUGGAAAGCACAACCAGAACUAAAACUACCUCUUCGAGAUCCACAUCUACACUUAGCCUUCAGGGACCAGUCUGUCCACCUGCCAAUGUUCCUGCCUCGUUAGAAGAGCUGUCUCCUGAUAGUAUUGAUGCCCAUACAUUUGAUUUUGAAACCAUUCCUCAUCCAAAUUUAGAACAAGUUCUCAAACAAGGAUCUAUAGAUAUGGACUCAUUGGCAGAAAGUCCAGAGUCUGAUUUUGUGUCUGCUGUAAAUGAAUUUAUGAUUGAGGAGAGCUCAACUUCACCCAACUUGAACAGUGACCCACAAAGUCCUGAAAUGAUGCUUGAGUCAUUAUAUUCUUCAGUUAUUAAUGCCAUUGAUAAUAGACGAAUGCAAGAUACAACUUUUGGUGAAAAUGAGGAUUCUAAAGAAGUUGCAACUCUUAAAGUGCAUUUAGAAAAAUACAGGCUUAUCACUGAAAUGUCUCAGUUACAUUUUAUAAACAUUAAAAAAGAUCUUAAUCGUUUCAGAGAACUUGUUCAGAAAGAACAGUGUGAUAUUAGUAGUUCUAUGAAAAAUGUAAGUGAAGAAUUAAGAAACAUAAUUGAAACUGUAAAAUGUAGAGUUGAAGUGGGAGCAAAGGAAAAUUACCAACAAAAAUUAGAGAUUUUAAGAAAGGAUUAUGAAGAUCAAAUGGACAAAUUGAAUGUUGAAUUAGUGACUGCUCAGCAAAAUGUAGAUCGGCUGAAAAAGGAUUUGUUGGAACUUGAAAACUACAUAAAACAGAAGGACCGUGAGUUUGCUGAGGCAAGAACUGAAAAUGAAACUCUCUUGUGUUUACAAAUCAGUAAAGAUAAAGAAAUACAUGACUUGGUGGAAGAUAGAAAAAAGAAGGAAACCGAAAUCCAAGAACUCAAACAAUUGAAAGAGAGUUUGUUAGAAGAAUUAAACAGACUUAAUAUAAAAGCUGAACAUGAAAUGAAGUGCUUAAGGGAAGAGCUUCAAACUCUCGAACAAAGUCAUCUGAAGGACCUUGAAGAUAACCUGAAAGUCAGGCAUCAGCAAGAAUUGAAAAAGUUAAUGACUGAUCAUAGUAAUCUGCAAGAACAAAUCUCAAAGGAAAAUGAAGCAAGGUUAGAUCGCGUGCAGCAGUCUCUUACAAUGAUGCUUCAGGACCGAGAACAAGAACUGAAUGAACAUAAAUUGAAAGUAUCUGAACUUUCUGACUUUAGGUGCAGUUUGGAAGCUGAAUUGGCUUUGAAGGAAGUGGAAACCGAGGAAUUAAAACAGCGCUUGAAAGAGAUUCAAGUCCAACAAGAAGAGAUUGCAAAAUGUCAAGUUAUGAAAGAAACUGAAACUGAGAAAUAUAGGGAAGAGAUAACUGACUUGAAACACCAACUUCAGCUAAAGAAUGAGGAAUACAAGGUAGGCCUUGCAGAAGAAAGAAUACUAAUGACCACAGAGAAAGAUCAGUGUAUUUCUGAUCUGUUAGACAGGCAAGAACAGGAGAAGGCCUUACUUAAAGCAGAACUAGAUAAAUUGGAUGUAAUGAGACAGCAAGCACUUGAUGUGGAGGUAGCAUUAAGAGGACAAGUUGAAGAGCUCACCACUAAACUGAAAGAAUAUUUGAAAACAAUAGAAACUGAAAGGGAGGAAAUGGUGUCUGAGAAGCAGAGAAUUGCCUUUGAAGUUGAAGCAAAAUAUAAAGCGACUAUUCAUGAUCUUGAAGAGGAGAAGCAACAGCUGCUCAACACAUUAAGCCAGGAAAGGGAGGAAUUUGUUAGAAAUAAAAUGCAUGAAGAUCAUGAAUGCAAAAGACAAGCACUUGAGCAAGAAUUGCAAAUAAAUCAACAGGUUGAAAGUCAACUUGAAGAUCAAAGUAGAGCUGAGAGCAAAGAUCCACUUUCAUCUGCAUCAAUGAAAUGGACCCCUCCACCAAGUACUAUUGCUGACCUUACAGGAAAGUUUCAAGAAGAGAAGGCCAACUUACUAGACCAACUAGAAAAAAGGAAUGAAGAGCUUCAGAGCCUUAAAACAUCACUGAUAGCUGAACAACAGACUAACUUCAAUACCGUCCUAACUCGAGAAAAAAUGAAGAGAGAACAAAUUAUCAAUGACUUGAAUGACAAACUGAGAAAGCUAACCCAGCAACAAGAAAAGGAUAGAGUUUUGAUAGAAACGCUUUCUGCAGAUAGAGCUACUUUACUACAAGAAAAGAAACAGCUUGACGAAGAGCUUAACAGACUACGAAGCAAUGUGCUGGUUUGUUCUGUCUUUUCAUCACCUGGAAAUUCUGGAGCUGAGGCUUCGGUUUCUGGGCCUGAAAUUCCAUUUGAUUCAGAAAGAUUUGCGCCUGUUGCUGCAGUAGCAGAAGAAGGAAGGAUAGAAUCUGCAAUGGAAGCAAGCACUAUGACUGUACGUGAAACCAUCCAGAUGUCUGAGGAAAAACAUAGGAUUAUGAUCUUAGAAAGAACAUUACAAAUGAAAGAAGAGGAGAAUAAACGUUUAAAUCAAAGAUUGAUGUCUCAGAGCAUGUCUUCUGUAUCUUCCAGACAUUCUGACAAAAUAGCUAUUCGAGAUUUCCAAGUUGGGGAUUUAGUACUUAUUAUCUUGGAUGAACGUCAUGAUAACUACGUUCUAUUUACAGUUGGCCCAACACUCUAUUUCCUACAUUCAGAGUCACUAGGAGCACUGGAUCUUAAGCCAGGUAUACCAUUUUGGGAUACUAUUGGGGGCAUAGCCCCUCUGAGGAAUAUCACAGCGGCAGCCAGGCCUGUGGCAUCACAAGUGGCUCUACUGCAGAGCAGGAUCGGGCAAAGUCCAAGCAAGCAAUAG